AUGUGCCUAGCGGUAAGACGAAGUCAAUCGGUGAAUGAUCCGCAAUCGCUGAGCCAUAUGAGCGAUCAAAUCGAGAUUUCUGUGAGGAUACGAUUCCGAGACUUGCAACACCCGCAAACAUCAAAUGAGAACCGAUUUGUUUGCGCUGUUUACGAAAACGACUCAGACAAUGAGGAUCGAUGGAAUUUAGUUGGCUGCUCGAAGCCGGUUACUCGUCAGAGUUCGACGAUUAAAUUUCGUGAUCGUUUCCCGUUGCGAUACGUCUUUGAAAAGUAUCAAUUGAUUCGUAUCAAUAUUUGUUCAUAUAAUGCUCGAGCAUCACCGACUCGUCUAGCCAACAAUUCGAUUGGUGCUUGUAUCUUCAAGUUGGACGAGUUGACCGGUUCUUUUGGAUUGCAAUUGAGAAAAGCUUUACAUCGAGAAGUCUCAAUUGGGACGGCGAUGAACGCGCAUCGGAGUCUGCCUAGUCCAGUUGGUGGAAUCACGAUCACUGGUUGCAUUCCCGACAAGGAACAACCGAUCGUCAUUCAAUUUUGUGGGAAAAGCUUGGAGAAAAAGGAUUUCAUUUGGGACGAGACGGCUGUUUUCUUUAGGGUUUAUCGAAUUGAAGAGGAUCCAAUGGGUGAAGAGGACGAUCAAAGAGUGAUGUUGUAUGAGAGUGAAGCUAUCAAGAAUCAUUCACACCCACAAUGGAAAGCUUUCUCAUUGCCGACACGAGAAGUGGCGGAUGACAGGAAUCGACUCCUCGAGGUUUGGGUUUUCUACCGAGACGUUGACAACACGGAGGCAGUGAUCGGCAAAUUCUUAACCACAUAUGCUAAAAUGAAGUACGGAGCCGGUCCAGAUAACGUCUACAAUGUGAUCAAUGAGACAAAGAAACAACAGAAAAAGAACUACGACAAUAGUGGACGAUUCGAGUUAACGAAAUUCACUGAUGUCUCAUUUUAUUCAUUUUUGGACUACAUUGUGAGCGGAACUCAACUUCAUUUCGAGAUCGCUGUCGAUUUCUCCGGUCACGAACAGUUUUCGGCAAGCGAGCGAACGAAAUUCGAUACAGAUUUCAUCCUAGCAAUGCGUGCUAUGGGAGAAAUCAUUCGAGACUACAGUCCUAAUCGCCUUUUCCCGGCGUUCGGCUUUGGGGCAAAAGUGCCGCCAAUGUUUCAAGAGUCUCACGAGUUCUGCUUGAACUUCUCGAUGGAUCCAGCUUGUCGCGGGCUGGACGGCGUGACGGAAGCCUAUCGAAAAGCGGCUCAACUCAUUCGAUCCGCCGAUCAGUCAUUUUACGCGCCCAUCAUCAACUAUGUGACUCGACUUGCACAACAGCACGCCUCCGGACUCCACUAUCACGUGUUGGCGAUCUUCACAACUGGAAGAACGAUUGAUGACUAUAAAGACACCCUAGCCGCUCUUCUUUCCGCCGCCGAGGCUUCAUUGUCGAUCAUUUUAAUCGGAAUUGGUAACGGCGAUUUCACUCAUUUCCAAAAGCUUUGCGCCAAAAAGAAACAUUCACCAAGGGAUGCUGUUGAAUUUGUCGAGUUUUCUGAGGUUUUCGACACAUCUGAAAGCAUAUCCGAUAACAAGAAACGGAUCUGUGAGCAGACACUCCACUCGAUCCCUCGACACUUCUUACAGCACAUGCACGGAAAGGGAAUUGCUGCGAAACCGCCAAUUCAGGUGUGCCGAUCUCCUCUCUUUCACUCAUCGUUUCUCAUCCCCGAUCGACCGACCGAAUUCCAUUUGGAUGAGAUUCCAUCACGAUUCCCGGAGAUCAUUCACCCCGUUCGAACGGAUCGUCGUGGAUCCGAUUCUCAUUACCUAGUCGAUUUGGAGGACAGGAUGAGAAAUUUCUUGACGGUGAAAGUGCCCGAGAGAUCGCAUUCAGCAUUGCAAACAUCUCGGGAACAGUAUCAGCGACGGAUGCAGGAGAGGAGAAAAGCUGCGAACAGC
This is a messenger RNA of Mesorhabditis belari, 1947 nucleotides long. The record is from the annotation of a GenBank genome assembly. NCBI's taxonomy places the organism in Eukaryota, Metazoa, Nematoda, Chromadorea, Rhabditida, Rhabditidae.